AUGAUCACUACAGUCCUGCCUUGUAAGGAGGAUCUCGAGCUGGUCCACUCAGGCCCAUCUAAGUACAAGCCUGAUGGAAAUAGGGGGCAAGCCAAGGAGAGCGAUCUGGGGAGAUUGGAAUCGGUGGUGGUGAGUGAUGCCGGCGGAGGGGUCGAGAGGGUGGAUCCCAGAGCCUCCGACCUCUGCGCGGAGGGGCAGCGAGGGUCGCCCGCGGGGUGCAGCGUGUGCUGCGCGCAGGUGGCCCGCCGCGUGGAGGCAGCGGCGCGGGGCGUCGAGGAGGUGCAGGGUGCCCAGGGGCGCGGGGAGAACCCGCUGCUCCCGCGGCGGCGGUCAGGGGCCGGCGGCUCCCCAGAAGAUGCAGUGCAGCAUAUUUUGCACAUGACGAGCGGGAGCGCGGCGGCCGCGGGCUCCGCGGAGGGACUGACGCCCAGAUCGCGGGAGGGACGGACACCCGAGCGCGCCGCGCCGCCGCUUCCCGCCCCCACCCACUGGCGCCCACGCCUUCCCCGCGCCGCCUGCGCUGUAUGGCACAAACUUUCCUCCCGGGACGGAACACGCUGUGUCAGGGAGCCCGCGCCGGCGCCUUCUCCUCAGCCAGUUCCCAACGCUGCUGAAAUGGGUUGCGGAUUGAACAAGUUGGAGAAACGCGAUGACAAACGGCCUGGAAAUAUCUAUUCGACUUUAAAGAGGCCUCAGGUGGAGACCAAGAUAGAUGUGUCCUACGAAUACCGCUUCCUGGAGUUCACAACCCUGAGUGCUGCUGAGCUCCCGAGAUCCUCGGCGGUGAGGCUGGCCUCCCUGCACGACCUGCCCGCCCAGCUCCUGGAGCUGUACCAGCAGGGCUUCGCACUGGUGGCCCUGCACCCGUUCGUGCAGCCGACCCAUGAGCGGGAGAAGACACCCCUCGAGCACAUCUUCAGGGCCAUCCUGAUCAAGAAAACUGACAGAUCUCAGAAAAGUGAUCUUCACAAUGAACGCUACAUCUUGGAAUUAGAUUGCUGUUCCUCCUUAGACCACCUGACAGGCCAAAAACUCAUCCCAGAGUUCAUUAAGAAGGUCCAGGAGGCUGCGAGUCAGGGCCUGAAAUUUGUCGGUGUCAUACCUCAGUAUGGUUGCCCUGUGAAGCCAGCAGGCAGCAGGCCCCCAGCGGACACCAGAGCUGCGGAAAAGGAGCCGGGCCGGUGCGGGGAUGACGAGGACCUGGGUGCUCCCGCAGGGACAGACAGCAGCCAGGAGCCAGCCCAGGGCCCCGGAGGGGAGACGCCUGUUGCUGAGCAGCCCAGCUUGCCCUCCGGAGAAGGGGACGGUGCAGAAUGGUCUCCACACGGAAUGAGCAAGGCUCUGGAUGGGCCUGAUGGUGACCUGUUGGAAGUGCGCGAGGAGCCACUCUCGGGAAAAAUAGAGAUCCUCGCCCUUUUCAACAAACCGAAGAGCCAUCAGAAGUGCCGGCAAUACUAUCCCGUCAGCAUUCCUCUCCGGGUCUCCAAGAACGGCCAGACGGUGAGCGGUUUGGACGCCAACUGGUUGGAGCACAUGAGUGACCACUUCCGGAAAGGAGGCAUGCUGGUGAAUGCGGUCUUCUACCUUGGCAUGGUCAAUGAUUCCUUCCACGGCCUGACAGAUGGAGUAUUCAUCUUUGAAGCUGUUUUUUUUUUAGAUAGCAAAACCAUGCAGGGCUAUGAUGCUAUUGUUGUUGAACAAUGUUUUUUUCUGGAAGGUGUCGAGGUGCAGACCGACUACGUGCCCCUGCUGAACUCCCUGGCGGCCUAUUUUUUUCAGCUCACCUGUGUGCUACCAACGCCCGUCGUCAAGACUACCAGGGAGGGGAAUGUAUCCACCAAGCAGAUUGUCUUUCUUCAGAGACCGUGCCUACCUCAGAAAUUUUUUUAGAAGGAAUCAAAGUUCCAGUGGCGAUUCUCCCGAGAAGACAUUUUUUUUAGGCAGAUGAGGAAAUCCAAAGGUAAACUGAGUGCCAGAGAAAAGCGAUUUUUUUAAGAAAACGAGAAGAAUUUAGAAGAGCAGUUUUCCAAAGCCGGAGACGUGGGAAACUGUGUGCCAGGCCUGUGUCAGGAAGACGAGGCCUCCGAGGAGUUGAAGGUCCCCAUCCAGGAGGUUGUGCAAAAUGGUCCAGCUGGGCCCUGCAGGGCCCCCGAGGGGGUUUUUUUUGGGCACUCCCAUUCCGGAGAGGAUGCCAGGGAGGGAGGUGCCGGGGAGGUGGCCGCAGAGCCCGCCACGGUGGAAGACAAUUGA
Molecule: messenger RNA, 2250 nt
Organism: Odobenus rosmarus divergens (Pacific walrus)
Lineage: Eukaryota; Metazoa; Chordata; Mammalia; Carnivora; Odobenidae
Gene: RFTN1
Product: raftlin, lipid raft linker 1
Exons: 14
Source: RefSeq, a predicted model, not a curated record